UACAGCAGUGAUUCUACGGACUGGAGACCGACAACGAGGGCAAGUGAUAGGAUUGCUGCUUACUGGAGCUAUACGAGAAAACAAAAAAAUACACAUCAUCACCCAUAAAUGGCUCACAGGACAUAACGGAUGCUUGAGUUUGGUGCAAGUAUACCAUACUACACCCCAACCGAAGCUCUUAAACUUGAUAGUCUACUGUUGCGUGGCAUAAGUAUUUUUUCAGCCGCAAAGGAGACGAUUGACUGCGUUAACGGGGAAAACAGACAGUGCAGGGGGCGGGAGAAAAGGGGGGUGAGAUUGGUGAAACAAUUUCUGUUGUGGAGGAUAUUUUGGAUUGCGCCCUGUUGGAAAGGCUCAUUGAACGGAGUUACGUUCUCAUUCAUUUCCCAUCUCAGCCACCACCCUGUGGAACUGGCCGUAGAUUCUCCUUCUAAUCACUCAGACGGAAAUGAAUGAUAGAAGAUUGGAAUUCCCUUUGGUCUACUACAAGUGAACGUUGUUCGAUUGCGAGUCAUAAAAACUCCUGCGCACAAUUACUGGGGUUUCAAGAAAUGGAGACUGAGGAUGCGGAUUACCAUCAUCUGUCGAGUGAAAUCAGUGGCACGAAUGUCUUGCCAGCAAUCCUUAAAUCAUUGUGUCGUUGGCAAGAAUAACGAAUUGUUUUAAUUUAUUUAAUCUUAUAUAUAUAUAUAUAUUUUUUUUAAAUAUAUAGGCCUAGGCUAUAUAUAAAUCCACCAAAACACAAAACUUGGAAAAAUAGUAGGCUAUACUCUGAACACGAAUUUGUAUCUACCUGUCAAACAGUGUAGCCCAUUUGCUGGACCAAGUUUUUUUUUCUUUUUUACUUUUUGUGAACUCGGUGGCAUCAUCUCCCUUUUCCACUAUUUUGGAAUUAAGUUAUUUGCUUUUUAGAGAGGUGAAUAAUUAAUUGAUCAGGAAUGAGAUCUGGGACAGAGAGGAAUACUUUGACCUUGUUUUGGGGUCUGACGCUAUCUGUCUCCACUAUCUACCUAUGGACGGCAAAUGGAGAAAUCUGUGGUCCAAGUAUUGACAUACGUAAUGACAUCAGUGAGUUCAAGCGUCUGGAGAACUGCACGGUGGUGGAGGGCUUCCUGCAGAUACUCCUCAUCGGAGACAAGACCAACAACCUCAACCAGGAGCUCUUCCGCUCCCUCAGCUUCCCCAAGCUGACCGUCAUCACCGACUACCUGCUCCUGUUCCGGGUCUCUGGCCUGGACAGCCUCAGCACGCUCUUCCCCAACCUCAACGUCAUUCACGGACGCAACCUCUUCUACAACUAUGCCCUGGUUAUUUUUGAGAUGACCAGUCUGAAGGACAUCGGCCUGUACAACCUGAGGAACAUCACGCGAGGGGCCAUCCGGAUUGAGAAGAACCCGGAGCUCUGCUACCUGGACUCUGUGGACUGGUCUCUCAUCAUGGACGCAGAGUUCAACAACUUCAUCGCGGGGAACAAGCAGUCCAAGGAGUGUGGUGAUGUGUGUCCAGGCAUCACGGAGGACAACGCUCAGUGCAUCAAGACCAGCUUUAACGGCAACUUUAACUCUCGCUGCUGGACAUCCAACCACUGCCAGAAAGUGUGCCCAGAGAAGAAGUGUGAGCGGCGGGCAUGUACGGACGGUGGUGAGUGUUGCCAUGCCCAGUGCCUGGGAAGCUGUACGGAGCCGGACGACGACAUGGCCUGCGCAGCCUGCCUAAACUACUACCAUGAGGGCCGCUGCGUGCAGGACUGCCCACGAGACACUUACAAGUUUGAGGGCUGGCGCUGCAUCACCAUGGACCUGUGUGAACAUGUGCACCUGGCCGGUGACUUUCACUUUGUCAUCCACGGAGGGGAGUGCAUGCCUGAGUGUCCAUCAGGCUUCACACGCAAUGAGAGCAAUAAUCACAGUAUGUUCUGCAGUGCCUGUGAUGGCUUGUGUGAUAAGAUCUGCGACUCCAAGACCAUCGACUCAGUGGAUGCUGCUCAGUCUCUAAUGGGCUGCACAGUCAUCAAAGGCAACCUGCAAAUCAACAUCCGCCGUGGCAAUAACAUUGCCUCAGAGCUGGAGAGCUUCAUGGGGCUGAUCCAGACAGUGACAGGCUAUGUGAGGAUCCGACAUUCCCACACACUGGGAUCGCUCUCCUUCCUCAAGAGCCUGCGCUACAUCAACGGGGAGGAGCUCAUGGAAGGGAUGUAUGCUUUUUCUGCCAUUGACAACCAGCGCCUGCAGUACCUGUGGGACUGGACCCAACACAACCUGACCAUCAGGGCUGGGAGGCUAUCCUUCCGCUUCAACCCCAAACUCUGCAUGUCUGAGAUCCACAAUAUGUGGGAGAAGACUGACAUCACUGAGAAGUUUGAGGAGGGCGAUUUCCGCAACAAUGGAGACAGAGCAAGCUGUGAGAGUCAUAUCCUGAAGUUCAAGUCCAACAGCACGAUGAGUAACCGGAUCAAGCUGACUUGGGAGCGCUACCGACCACCAGACUACAGAGACCUCAUCAGCUUCAUCGUCUACUACAAGGAAGCACCGCACCAGAACAUCACAGAGUUUGAUGGCCAGGAUGGGUGCGGCUCCAACAGUUGGAACAUGGUUGACGUGGACCUACCGCAAGACAAAGAGAUAGACCCUGGUGUGCUGCUGUCCCCACUGAAGCCCUGGACCCAGUACGCCAUCUUUGUCAAGGCCAUCACCCUGGUGGUGGAGGACAAACACAUCCCUGGAGCCAAGAGUGACGUGGUCUAUAUACGCACCAGCCCCUCAGAGCCGUCUAUGCCAAUGGAUACCCGGGCGUAUUCCAACUCGUCCUCGAAGCUGGUGGUGAAAUGGUCACCUCCCCUCAACCCUAACGGCAAUCUCACUUUUUACCUGAUCCGCUGGCAGCAGCAAGCUGAAGACAAGGAGCUGUACCAACACAACUACUGCUCCAAAGAGCUGAAGAUCCCCAUUAGAAUCUCAGCCACAGGGUUGGCAGACAUGGAGGACGACACCAAGCCCACCAAGCCUGACCUGUCUGGGGGGGACAAGGGCCCCUGCUGCCCCUGCCCCAAGACCAAGGAGGACCUGAAGGCAGAGAUAGAUGACGCAUCCUACCGCAAAGUCUUUGAGAACUUCCUGCACAACUCCAUCUUCACCCCCAGGCCCCCAGACCGGCGGCGUAGGGAUCUAUUUGGGGUGGCUAACAGCACCUUGUCGCGGGGUGGCAACACCACAGGCCUGGAGGGUAAUGGGACAGAAGGAGAAUCCCCCGAGAGGGAGUUCCCCUUCAUGGAGGACCGGAGCAAGACAGAGUUUAUCGAGAUCCCCAACCUACAGCCCUUCACUGUGUACCGCAUCGACAUCCACGCCUGUAACCAGGAGGUCCGUCGCUGCAGCGCUGGAUCCUUCGUCUUCUCCAGGACCAAACCUGCAGACAAAGCGGAUGACAUGCCAGGCACGGUGAAUCAGGAGAGGGAUGAGAAGGUGGAGGGGUCGGUGCUGCUGAGGUGGCCGGAGCCUGUCAACCCCAACGGUCUCAUCCUAAUGUAUGAGAUUAAGUUUCGCCAAGGCACCGAGCCUGAGAAACAUGAGUGUGUGUCACGCCAGCACUACAGAGUGCACAAAGGAGCUCGUCUGACCAACCUAGGCUCUGGGAACUACUCUGCCCGCGUGCGCGCCACCUCCCUGGCAGGAAACGGGUCCUGGACUGAGCCAGUGUCCUUCUACGUAACCCCACGCACACGGGACUACGACAUCACGUUCUAUCUGGUCAUCAUCAUCCCCAUCAUAGUGAUCAUUCUUAUCGCCAGCCUCAUUACUGCACUCUUUUUUAUCAACAAAAAAAGGAACAGUGACAGGCUGGGGAAUGGUGUCCUCUAUGCUUCUGUCAACCCUGAGUACUUCAGUGCUGCUGAGAUGUAUGUUCCAGAUGAGUGGGAGGUGGCCAGGGAAAAGAUCACCAUGCACAAGGAGUUGGGCCAGGGUUCCUUUGGCAUGGUGUACGAGGGCCUCGCUAAGGGCGUGGUUAAAGACGACCCAGAGACGCGCGUGGCCAUCAAGACGGUCAACGAAUCAGCCAGCAUGAGGGAGAGGAUAGAGUUCCUCAAUGAGGCUUCCGUCAUGAAGGAGUUCAACUGUCACCACGUGGUGCGUCUGCUGGGCGUGGUCUCUCAGGGACAGCCCACCUUGGUGAUAAUGGAGCUGAUGACCCGUGGAGACCUGAAGAGUCACUUGCGCUCACUCCGUAAAGAGAACACGUCCAGCCAGGUUCUGCCCCCGCUGAAGAAGAUGAUCCAGAUGGCAGGGGAGAUUGCGGACGGCAUGGCAUACCUCAACGCCAACAAGUUCGUCCACAGAGACCUGGCUGCCAGGAACUGCAUGGUGGCGGAGGACUUCACCGUCAAGAUCGGGGACUUUGGCAUGACGCGAGACAUCUACGAGACGGAUUACUAUCGGAAAGGAGGGAAGGGCCUUCUGCCAGUCCGCUGGAUGUCCCCAGAGUCGCUGAAAGACGGAGUGUUCACCACAAACUCUGAUGUCUGGUCAUUUGGGGUGGUGCUGUGGGAGAUUUCUACCUUGUCUGAGCAGCCGUAUCAGGGCAUGUCCAACGAGCAGGUGCUGCGUUUCGUCAUGGAGGGAGGACUCCUGGACAAGCCUGACAACUGUCCUGACAUGCUGUUUGAGCUGAUGCGGAUGUGCUGGCAGUACAACCCCAAGAUGCGUCCUUCCUUCCUGGAGAUCAUCAACAGCCUCAAGGAGGAGCUGGAGCCUCCGUUCAGUGAGAUGAGCUUCUUCUUCAGCGAGGAGAACAAGCCCCCGGACACUGAGGAGCUGGACAUGGAGGUGGAGAACAUGGAGAACGUGCCACUGGACCCUGCACCCAGCAGACCCCCCACUGCUGUUCCUCUACCCUCCCAGGGACCCAUGGGGGCCACAGGGGGCUCAGCACCCCCUCCUCCCCAGCAGUUAUCCCCAAUGCAAUGCCCUUCUAAUACCCUGAAGGGACCUGGCUCUCCCUCCACCUCAGUCCCGGCUGCCUCUGUCUCGGCCUCCCCAGGCCUGGCCUUGGACAAGCACUCAGGACAGAUAUCGGCCAACGGGCCAGUGGUGGUGCUGCGGCCCAACUUUGAGGACACACAGAACUACGCUCACAUGAACGGGGGGCGCAAAAAUGAGCGGGCGCUGCCACUGCCCCAGUCUUCAGCCUGCUGAUCCCCUCCUCCCCCCUCAGCCAGAUCACCCCACUCCUCUUCUCACACAGGGUAACAUAAACUUCUCCCCUGUUUUAGUUAUAAUGGGGUGAUGGAUGAGUGAAUAACUGACACAUUAUACUACUCUACUGCAGUAGGAGUCUUUCAUUUUUAAAUAAUAUUAUCAAGAUUUAUUAUUGAAUACCAAGACUGAGAAACAGCACAGAAACCUGCUAAAGCGUUUGGAGUAUGGUGGCUCAGAACGAACAACAACACUGGGAAGCUCUAGUGUUUACUUCUUGUUUAGUAUUUGUUACUUUAAAAACAUAAUUAAAGAAGGACAUCAUCAAAUAUUCCCUGACUGACAGGUAUUGUAAGUGAGAGACAAUAACUUUUAAAAAAGAAUUUGAAGCAUAUCUGCUAGAAAAUCCAACAGACGAGCCCAUUUAGGUCAUUUCUGAGAGAAUAAUGUGUAUAUCUGAGUGUGUUUAUACUGCCUUUAGAAAGUAUUAAGACCCCUUGACUUUUUCCAAUUUUUUUAACGUUACAGCCUUAUUCUAAGAUAUUUUUACCCUAUAAUAACAAAGCAAAAGUAGAUUUUGCAAGUAUUCCUGCCCUUUGUUAUGAGAUGCAUACUGUUUCCAUUGAUCAUCUUUGAGAUGUUUCUACAACUUGAUUGGAGUCCACGAGUGGUAAAUUCAAUUGAUUGAACAUGAUUUGGAAAGGCACACACCUGUCUAUAUAAGGUCCCACAGUUGACAGUGCACAUCAGAGCAAAAACCAAGCCCUGAGAUCGAAGGAAUUGUCCAUACAGUUCCAAGACAGGGUUGUGUCGAGGCACAGAUCUGAGGAAGGGUACCAAAAAAAUUCUGCAGCAUUGAAGGUCCCUAAGAACAGUGGCCUCCAUCAUUAUUAAAUGGAAGACAUUUGGCACCACCAAGACUCUUCCUAGAGCUGGCUGCCCGGCCAAACUAAGCAAUCGGAGGAGGUGACCAAGAACCGGAUGGUCACUCUGACAGAGCUCCAAAGUUCCUCUGUGGAGAUGGGAGACAACCAUCUCUGCAGCACUCCAUCAGACAUUUAUGGUUGAGUGGCCAGACGGAAGCCACUCCUUAGUAAAAGGCACAUGACAGCUCACCUGGAGUUUGCUAAAAGGCACUUAAAGGACUCUCAAACCAUGAGAAUCAAGAUUCUGUGGUCUGAUGAACCAAGAUUGAACUCUUUGGCCUGAAUGCCAAGGGUCACAUCUGGAGGAAACCUGGUACCAUCCCUGCGGUGAAGCAUGGUGAUGGCAGCAUCAUGCUGUUGGGAUGUUUUUCAGCAGCAGGGAGACUAGUCAGGGUCAAGGCAAAGAUGAACGGAGCAAAGCACAGAGAGAUCCUUGAUGAAACCCUGCUCGGGACAAGUCUAAGCACGCAGCCAAGACAACCCAGGGGUGGCUUCGGAACAAGUCUCUGAAUGUCCUUGAGUGGCCCAGCCAGAGCCCGGACUUGAACCCGACCGGACAUCUCUGGAGAGACCUGAAAAUAGCUGUGCAGCGACGCUCCCCGUCCAACCUGACAGAGCUUGAGAGGAUCUGCAGAGAAGAAUGGGAGAAACUCCUCAAAUACAUUUGUGCCAAGCUUUUAGCAUCAUACCCAAGAAGAAUUGAGGCUGUAAUUGCUGCCAAAGGUGCUUCAACAAAGUACUGAGUAAAGGAUCUGAAUACUUAUGUAAAUGUAAUUACAUUUUUUCAUUUUUAAUAGAUUUGCUAAAAUGUCUAAACAUGUUUUUGCUUCGUCAUUAUGGGGUAUUGUGUGUAGAAUGAUGAGGAUUUUCUUUAAUCAAUUUUAGAAUCAGGCUGUAAUGUAACAAAAUGUGGAAAAAGACAAGGGGUCUGAACACAUUCCAAAUGCACUGUAUUUCUAUACCAACACAUGAGUCUCUCGACAGCAAGAUAUAGCUCCUCUUAAAAACCUAUUUUCAUCGGUAUACUUCUCCCACAUUUCAGACAUUGAUGUGUUCUGGACUAGGAUAAUUGGUUUUCCUGUAAAUAUUCCUGGAAUGAUUUCAGGAGUGGGUAGAUAUCAUAGAGGGAGGGCAAUUGUGAAUUGGACACAUUUUUUGUCAAAUCAAAGUUAGUAGUUUUCUCCUUCUUGCUCUUCAUUUGUCCUAUUGAUUUGACAUGAAGAGAAACAUAAUCAAGCAUCCUAAAAAACCCAAAUUGCUGUUUAUUUAGUUUUCUACUUCACAAUUACAAUCCAAUUGUAAAAGGAAUUUGCCUGUUUUCUCUUGGUUUUUUUCCGAGUUACAUCAGAGCCCUUAUUGGAUUCCUCUUCUAUUGUAUGUGUCAUCUGAGAGAUGAAAACACCAACAUCACCAACAGAGACAUUGAGCAAAAAGGACUUGGUGCCAAAAAUGCAACACAUACAGAAACAAACCUGAAGUAGAAGGUAUUGGAUCAGUUCUAAUACAAGGAGAACUAAAGGACUCAACAGAACUCCACCUUGUGACUACACAUACGUCUGCUAAAAGCAUGCGAGGCAUUGUACGCAGCAGAUCUUUUUUAGACUUGUCAUUAGUAUCUCUGUACAAUUCAAACAUUUAUAUAAAGGUCUUACAGUUGUAUGUUAGACCUUAGGAUCAUUUUCACACACAUCAUUGGUUUGUCACUUUUAUAACUUUUGUACUGUUCAGAUGUUCACCUGUACAGAAUGAAGCUGCUAUUUUAUUAUUUUUCUUUUU
This is a messenger RNA of Oncorhynchus keta (chum salmon), 7891 nucleotides long. RefSeq names its product insulin-like growth factor 1 receptor. The coding region runs from base 939 to 5189 and encodes 1416 amino acids. The transcript is spliced from 21 exons. Gene Ontology annotation, molecular function: insulin receptor activity; insulin receptor substrate binding; phosphatidylinositol 3-kinase binding. Lineage: Eukaryota; Metazoa; Chordata; Actinopteri; Salmoniformes; Salmonidae. Gene Ontology annotation, biological process: positive regulation of phosphatidylinositol 3-kinase/protein kinase B signal transduction; regulation of JNK cascade; positive regulation of kinase activity. The record is from RefSeq and is a predicted model, not a curated record. Gene Ontology annotation, cellular component: axon; insulin receptor complex; membrane.